Eurytemora carolleeae is the source of this 2181-nucleotide messenger RNA. RefSeq names its product apoptotic enhancer 1 protein. Lineage: Eukaryota; Metazoa; Arthropoda; Copepoda; Calanoida; Temoridae. The transcript is spliced from 10 exons. Gene Ontology annotation, molecular function: protein binding. The record is from RefSeq and is a predicted model, not a curated record. Bases 639 to 1820 code for a protein of 393 amino acids.
UUAAGAGUAUUGCUUGUUCUCGAUGAAUGGACCCCUGAUAAUGGGUUGGUUACAGCAGCUUUCAAGAUCAGGAGGAAAUUUAUCUACGACGAAUACCGGAAAGAGAUUGACCGUGUAUACAGUGGAAUCUAAUCUAAAUGUGUCAAAUUGUCGGGGUUUAACCUUAGUGAAGUAUUUAGUUACAGUGUAUGUAUUGAAAUGGUUGUAAACAAUGAUUAAUUUUAAUGUGGAUCCGGGUUAAGGUCGAUAUUUUGCCCCUUGGAUCCGGAUCCGUGGAAUUGCAAUAUAUUUUCGUAUCCGUAUCCAGGAAGCCAAAAUGGUGCGGAUCUCUGGGAUCCGGAUCCACGGCAUUAGAUGUAAAAAAUGUUUUUUUAAGUUUUGUUAUUUCACGAUUUAUCAAUAAGAAACUUUUUACCUUUUAUGCAUGCAAUAGUUCAUUUUUGUUUAGUUAAAAAAUAAAGUGCUACCGAGUGAUCAAGUGAUAUUAUGAUAUAUCCCCCCCCCCCCCCAUAUAUGUAAUUUGUUUAUCUCGUUGCAAGCCAAAUCUAGCCUGAGCUUAUUGAUAAAUAAAUUGUAAAUUAAUUAGUCGCGCAUUUUAUUUUGUUUGGCGCCAGAUAAAGUUUUUUUUUUCAGGAAAAAUGGGUGAAAAUGAUUCACACAACAUUCUUGUGGAAAAGAAUAAACGUCUGUCUAGCGAUCUCAGCGAACUUAGUGAUAAGCCGAGCAACGAACCGAAUAUUAUGAAUAAAACAAAUUUAUCAGCUUCGGAAAAUAGACUAUUAACAGAAGACCAAUCUAGAAAAACAGAUGAUGAAGAGAAAGUUAAAAACUGUGAUUUGAUAAAUGAAAAUGGAUUAAUAGUUAUAAAUGUAAGAUCUGCUGAAACUGAAGAAGAAACUACUAAUAAUGAAGAUGAAAAGUCAAUUGACGAAGAGAAUGUUAAAGUGAUGAUUAUUGAUGAGAAGGAAGAGGAGAAAGGAGAAAAGCAGAAAACAGAAGAGAAACAGGAAAAUACAGAGGACAGCGGCCCACGAAGAACCGGAAGAAAACGAGCAUUUAACUAUCUGAACAGUGAACAUCAAGAUCUACGUAGAACCGUGAGAAAGGGAGAUCCUGAGGAGCUGAAGGUGUUAUUAAAAACUAUAUCCUCUGAGGAUAUUAUAAAUAUCAGAGAUGACGAAGGGAACACCGUGUUGAACGAAAUCUCAAUUAAAACCGCCCAAUUUGUGGAGAUAGCUCGACUCCUGAUCCAGCAUGACGCAGACGUAAUCCUAGCGGAUGGUAUGGGAAACACACCGUUACACAACUCCCUUCUCUACUACCCAGCUACAGCAGAUAUGGUUCGCCUUCUUAUGGAGAGUGGGGCAAGUUUGGACACUAAGAAUAGAAGUGGAAGUACUCCAAUACAAAUGUCGGAUGACAACGAACUAAACUCUUUUGUUGCAAAGAACUUAAGUGUUGAACCAGUUUCUGUUCUGGAACGCUGGUUAAAUAACACAUCGGAUCCGAUUACCAUUACUGGGAGUCCUAUGAUGACAAUGGACUCGUGCCCAGCAAAGGACUCCACCAGAAGUAUACUUAAAGGAAGAAGACGCCUAAAUCCAGAACUGGAUGCUGUAGAUGAAACCUCAGCCUUGAUAUCAGUGUCUAAAGCUAUAAAGACGAGUACUAAAAGGACGAGUACCACUGGUGCAAGAGGGACGAAAAGACGACGAGAUUCUGACGAAGAAUCAGAAUUAAAGAAGAAACGAAUAAGAUUUGCAUUAAAUGAUUCCCUUGGUGCGUGCAUAGAUCCCGAGUUUAGUGAAGACGACAUUUGAUAUUUGUUUCUCCACUUUUAUUUAAUGUCUAAAUUUUUGUGGUACAGAGAAAAUGAAGAAAUACAGAGUAUGCAUUUUAAAUUUGAUAAAUCUAAAGAACCUAAUAUUUGAAUAGUUAGCAUCAUUCUUUGCCCGUUGUAUUAAACAUGUUGGUUAAGAAUUUUUAAAAUAUCACAUUGAACAAAUUGAAAGCUAAGCUAUGACCCCUUUGCCAUUCCUUUUAUUAAACAUUUGUCGUGAAAGGGGGAGGGAGGGGGACCCCCUCUUUGUUUUGUGAUAAAAAAUUCUAUUUUUUGUGAUUUUAGUAAAUAGUACUUUAGUACCGAAUGUAACAUUUUAAAUAAAUUGGAAUUUAGGUAAA